GGAUGAACAACGCGCGAAAAAUAGAAAAAUGACGUUUGUACAAGUUGCAUUUUGAUUUUCUUCAGUUUUUGUUCUCUUGUGUUGUUGUUUAUUUCAUACCAGUUUAUUUUUUAAUAUCACAAAAGAUGCCCAGAAAAGUACGUUGUAAAAACAAGGCAGUGAAAUGGUUAAGUGAAGAAAUACUAGAUUCCCAAAGUCUGUCAAAUUCAUUUUACUAUUACGAGAAAUUUCAAUUUCAACAAAUUGUCGCUGGGAUCGGUGAUUUUGUCCUAAUCUCUAACGCCGAUGCCGCUGAACCAGAUACGGAAGAUGGUUGCGAUGCGGCUCGCAUUGUGGCCCUGUACGAGGAUAGAUCCAAUAAUAAUGAUCCAUUUAGGGCUAAAGUACAGUGGUACUCCAAACCCAGCGACCUACCCGCUUCAUGCUUUAAUAAUAUGGAGCCGUUAUUGUUUGCUGAAAGAGAGGUUGUUGAAGACCAUAGGCCAUUUGAAACUGAUGUGUCAAUUGAGACCUUUUUCAAGAAAUGCUCAAUUGAUUUGAAAUUUACAAAAGAUGUAGACGAAGAUCAGAGUCUACCUCUGUACCAUUACAUCUGUCGCUACAGACUCAUAGCUUUAAGUAAACGAAAGGUGCAAUUUGAACCUGUUAUGGAGCAAGAAAGAGAUGCUUUACGCUUACUUUCCACACCCAGCAAGCAUACUUUGACACCAAAAACACCAACAAGUUUAGUCAAACGAAUGAGCCGUGUUUCUAUUUCAGAACAGAAAAACUGGAGUAUAUCAAAAAGUGAUGGAACAAAAUUACUAUUGAAAAGGGCUAUAUUAGCAGAUAAAAAUGAAAAAGACUCACCAAAAAAAGCAACACCGAAGAAAGUUACAGAAACUCCAAAAAGCUCCAGAAAACUUACAAAAAAUAACAUUGAAGAUAUAUUGUCUAUGGAAUUAAAAGAAAAUUCUGAUGAAGAGUUGCCAACUCUCAUAAUCAGACAGCAUGUUCCUACUACUCCUAAAAGGAAGCAAUCCAUCUCUAAAACUACAGAUGAAACCCCAAAGAAAGUAUUAGUAUUUGAGGACGAUGAGAAAGAUGUUCGUACUCCAACCACUACCAGAUCUGGCAGGAUAACAAAGAUUCCUGUAAAUUACAUAGAGGAAGAUAUAUCUCCCGUUAAACGAACACCACAGAAGUCUAUACGUAAGAUGAAUAUUGAUGAUCAUGAAGAUGAUUUCAAACCAAUGCCAAAGCCACCUAGGACUCCCAGGACUCCUAGGACACCCAAGGUAUCCAAGGCUACUCCUGUUAAAACUCCGAGAAGAUUGAAGAUAACAACCAGUCUGUUGACACCCACUUUGCAUACAAGAGCUCAUUCUGUGGAUAAUACUGAUGACUUUUUGAACGAUAACAGAUCUCUCCCUGGCAGAGAGGCCCAAAUGGAUGAAAUCCUCUCAUUUGUUAGGUCUAAACUUUUGGAUGCUACCAGUGGGUGCAUGUAUAUAUCAGGAGUGCCAGGCACAGGCAAAACAGCAACCGUGUGUUCAGCACUAAAGAUCCUGAAGGAGGAAGCUGACCUCCCAGACUUCCAGCUGGUGGAGGUGAAUGGCAUGAGGAUUGCUGAGCCCAGGCAGGCCUAUGUGCAGAUUUACAAACAACUUACUGGGAAGUCUGUAGUCUGGGAGCAGGCUUGUUCAUUAUUGGAAAAACGGUUUACAAAUCCUGGACCGAGAAGGACGCCAACUGUCUUAUUAGUCGAUGAGUUAGACGCCCUAUGCACGCGACGCCAAGACGUCCUGUACAGCAUCAUGGAGUGGGCGGCGCAUCGUUCCGCUUUGCUCACUGUCCUAGCUGUCGCUAACACCAUGGACUUGCCGGAGAGGGCGCUGGCGUCUCGAGUGGCUUCGAGACUGGGACUCACUCGGCUGACCUUCCCACCGUACACUCACCAGCAGCUGCAGAACAUUGUGGCCACCAGACUGCAGGGGGCUGACGUCACCCCUGAUGCCGUCCAGCUUAUUGCUAGAAAAGUAGCAGCUGUGUCCGGAGACGCGCGUCGAGCGCUAGCGCUAUGUUCCCGGGCCCUGGAGCUGGCCACAGACCACUCGGCGGGGCUGCGGGAGGUGCAGCUGGCGCUGGCCGAGGCUGCCUCCGGAGCCUCUGUCCGCGCUAUACGGAACUGCUCCGCGGCUGAGAGACUUAUGCUGAGGGCUGUUGCUGCUGAGGUGGAAAGAACCGGUUCAGAUGAAACGACACUCUCCCUCGCACUGAGCACUGCGGCCGCCCUCGCGUCGCUGGAGGGCCGCCCCUAUAAAUCAGCCGCCCGCGUGCGCGCGCCCAGCCCAGCGCAGGCGCAGACCAUUUGCGCGCGCCUGGCCGCCAUCAGGCUGAUACUCAUUGAGCCCAGGCCGGCCGAGCCGAGGUUACUGUUGAAUGUUAGCGCCGAUGAUGUGCAUUAUGCGACUAGGCAGAUCUCCGUUUGAUUUUUAUUUAUUUUUUUAAUUUCAUGUUAGUCGAGCGCUUUAUUAUUUCUAAGAGCGAAAAGGAUAAUGAAAUGAAAAGUACAAAAAUAAAAAAAUAUCAUCUUGACUUUUGCAAAAGAUCUGUUUUACACAACUUGUAGAAUUCAUAAUGUUGACUGACUUUAUUAAAAUAAAAAUACAUUUUAAUGUUAA
Molecule: messenger RNA, 2663 nt
Organism: Plodia interpunctella (Indianmeal moth)
Lineage: Eukaryota; Metazoa; Arthropoda; Insecta; Lepidoptera; Pyralidae
Gene: Orc1
Product: Origin recognition complex subunit 1
Exons: 9
Coding region: 126-2471 (781 amino acids)
Biological process (GO): DNA replication initiation; mitotic DNA replication checkpoint signaling
Cellular component (GO): nuclear origin of replication recognition complex
Molecular function (GO): ATP hydrolysis activity; DNA replication origin binding; chromatin binding
Source: RefSeq, a predicted model, not a curated record